AUGACGCCCGGACUUGAAUCGCAUGUGAUCGCGGGGCAUGCAGCUGAUGCCCUCGCAAGCUUGACCGCUUCCCAAGUCGCCUUCUUGAAAUCCGUCCCGAAAGCAGAGCUGCAUGCACAUCUGAAUGGCUCUAUUCCUCUUCCAACUCUCCAGGAGCUCGCUCAUCAAUACAUCCUCGAGCAUGAUCCACAAACGGACGGCCAUUCUCCCGAGCUGGACACACUACGCGCAUCUGUCGAGGGCCUCCUACAAGGCGUCGAACUGAACGAAAUCCAUGAAUUUUUUGGGCUCUUCCCGGCAAUAUAUACUCUGACUUCAACGCCGGCCGCCCUCGCUACUGCUGCUCGCGCCGUUCUGCAAUACUUCUUGUCAUCUGAUGACGGCUACCCAUCGGCUGCAUAUCUAGAGCUUCGUACCACGCCCCGGGAAUCAUCUUCCAUGAAUCGUCUGCAGUAUCUUGAGUCAGUCUUGGGCGAGAUUGAGCAGUAUCCCGAAGACAAAGCUGCAUUGAUUGUCAGUUUGGAUCGGCGCAUGAGCGCGGAUGUCGCUGCAGAGUGCAUAAAUUGUGCCAUACAGCUGAAGCGGAGCGGUAGAAGAAUAGUUGGCGUUGAUCUCUGCGGCGAUCCAAAGGCAGGAAACAUGGAAGAGUUUGCAGUGCAUUUCCGACGAGCUAAAGAAGCCGGUUUAGGCAUAACUCUCCACAUUGCGGAGAUCGAGGAGAGCCCUGCCUCGGAAAUCCUUCAACUCUUGUCAUUCCAGCCUGACAGGCUGGGGCAUGCUACUUUUCUUGACUCAAAUGCGAAAGAUAUCGUUAAGAGAAACAAAUCUUGCAUCGAGAUUUGUCUCUCAUCCAACCUGCUGUGCAAAACCGUGCAAACUUUAGACGUCCAUCACAUCCGCUACUAUCUUGAACAUGACCACCCCAUUGCCAUCUGCGUUGAGUGUCUCCCUUAUUUUAUAUCGACGGGCUUAUCUUAUUCAAUAAACCUGCAGACUGACGACAUUUUACCUUUCCGCAACUCUCUUCUCGCCGAAUAUGCUAUGUUGAUGGCAGCCCCACCUCUCGGGCUUGGACUGACCGAAGAAGAAAUAGAAGAAAUCGCAAAGAUGGGCAUGGAGUGCCGGUUUAGACUGGGUGCGAGGAUGCAUAAGUAG
Molecule: messenger RNA, 1155 nt
Organism: Fibroporia radiculosa
Lineage: Eukaryota; Fungi; Basidiomycota; Agaricomycetes; Polyporales; Fibroporiaceae
Exons: 3
Coding region: 1-1155 (384 amino acids)
Biological process (GO): adenosine catabolic process; inosine biosynthetic process
Molecular function (GO): adenosine deaminase activity
Source: RefSeq, a predicted model, not a curated record